UAAAAAUAAAUAAAUAAAUGAUGUUUUAUUCUUCCCCGCAAGGGCCCGUGCCGGCUACCCCCGUACAUGGCGUGAACGGUACUGCCUCGGCUUUCAGAAAGCCUCAAGGGCAAACGGGCGCACGUCCUGCCGGGGUCGGGCAGGCAGCAUUUCUGGCCAAAGCAGCGCCUCAGCUCUGAAAGUUCCGGCGCCAUUUCUCCACAGAACUGGGCGAGAGACACGAGACGCAGAGCUCGGCUUUAUGAAGGAUCUAUGUGAGAAUAUGAGGGGGAAGGGAGCCUAUGGGCGCAGGCGGAGGAGGCGGCGGCUACAGGCUUGAGCGAAGGGGCUGCCGGCGCCUCGGCCUCACUGCCUAACUUAGGAGCUCAACCUCCCUCCUUCUCCUCCUCCUCCUCCUCCCCUCAGGGCGCCCAUAGCUCGCCGGCUUCUCCCGCUCCCAUGGCAACCGCGCCCGGCUUGUGUUGUCGUCGGCUCUGGUACCGUCUCGGUGGAAGCUGCGCCCGGCACCUGCCCCUGAGGCUUGAGCUCCGCAGAGCCCGGAGGGGCGUCGUGAGGCGCCAUGUCGUCCACAGCCAGGCCCGAGGCUUCUCCGAGCCUCCAAGUCCCUUCCUUCGCCGAGAUGGGGAGGUCGCCUUCCUCGUCCUCCAGGCAACUGCGCCCUUCGGAAAGCCAGUUCAGCGGCAGCCUCGGGCAGCAGGUGAGUGAAGGGAGAGCAACCGGGAGGCCGAAGCCCAGCAGCCGGCGCCGUCUUCCCCGCGAAAGUCCCUCACGGAAGCCGGGGGCUCCGCCGGUGAGCUCGGCCUCCUCCUGCCUCGGAGAGUCAUGGAUGGAGGGGAUUCCGAGGCUCCUCCCCUCUCAGAACCCAGGACAUUUUUUUAUUAUUAUUUUUUAAUGGCUACACCCUCGACGUUCAUGCGCUUUAAAAUCUAAAAGGGCGGGCUUACAGGCUGAAGGGACGACGUCAAGGGCUCUGCCCCUAGGGGCUUGCAAUCUAGAAUGCGACAUCCCAGGGUGUAGGCGGGGCGGAAUCGAAGCCGGGGAAGAUUACUGUAUGCAUAUAUUUUUAUUUACUUGCUCAGUGAAGAAGGGCAUCUCCUCCAAGCAGCCAGUUAGCUUCAAGCCACGGAUGGUAAAAAACGGCACUUUCAAUUUGGGUUUGGAAGUUGGAACAGAUCAGGAACCAAUGCAAUUGAUGGAACACUUAUUUAUUUUAGGAAUUUCCUCCCUCCCCACACCCACUGGCUUUAACUUGUUCUCCUGUUCAGCCUUGUUUGCUCCACCCUCCACUGUCUCUUCUGUAUCACCCUUUAGUGCUGUUUCCUUCCCGGUACAUGUAGCUUCCCUUGCUCCUGCCAAGAGUGUCAUAGAAUUGUACACUUGGAAGGAACCCCAAGGGCCAUCUAGUCCAACCCCCUCAUGCCUGAAACCGGGCUCUUGAUUUAUUUGGGAGAGGAAUGAGGCCAGUGUGAACUGUGAAGCAUUUGGAAAUUUGCACUAUUAAUAUUUUGAGCAACCAGGCUUUUAUGAAUAUCUAUUAAAUUGUCAUUCAUAUGCCUGUUUGGAUUAGUAUGACCUUCAUCAGCAGGAACAUGCUUCAGAUUGAUGCAAAUGACAAAGAGUGUUCAUAAAUAGUGAUGUACCAGAAAGACAUUAAAAUGUUCCCCCUCCCCCCAUUAUUAGGCUAUGAAUCACCUUCAGGGAUAGGAAUUCAGUGUUCCUAAGGCAAAGGGGCUGACUAACCAAGGCCUCACUGCCAUAUAUCCUAGCACCAGGGUAAGGCGCUAGUAAGAAUGGCAUUAAAUAAGAUACGUGACUGAGAUGUAUUUGCUGCACUUGUUUGUUGAAAUAUGUUAAAAUCGAAAUUCUUCAUUGAAAAAUUCUGGGUGUCUGCUUAAUUGUAUAUAUGACUUUUCAACCUAUUAAAAUUUGGCUCAGCUGCUAUAAGCAUUUUUCAUAAGUAGGAAGGAUUUAACUGAUGUUUGUACUCCAAAGCAUUAGAGACUUGGAUCGCUCAGUUAGUAGAGCAUGGGACUCUUAAUCUCAGGGUUGUGGGUUCGAGCCCCACAUUGGACAAAAUAUUCCUGCCCCACCCACCUACCAUUGCAAAUCCUAUUUAGUCCCCAUACUUCUGACAUUUUCACCAACACAUUUAUUGUAAUGUUCUUUGUUUAACGAUGAGCAGGUCAAAGAAUUUGAACAAUAAUUAGAACUAUGUACCCCUGGAGGUUUCGUCUCCUUUAGAUACUUUCUAGCCCUGCCUCCUGCUUGGGCCUCACCUCCUAAACUAGAUAUUGGAAGGACCCUUAAAGGUAUUUAUCCAUACAUUUACAUUAGAAAGCCAGAGAUGCUGCCUAAGGAUGCUGAAUUUUGCACCCAGGGCUAAUUCAUUGAUUACAUUGUACAGGGUGAUUCAUAAUGAAGUAUACAGUUUCAACGCACUAUAAAAAAGAAGAAUGUAAUAUAUCUUAUGUUACCUGUAACAGAAUUGUAGGGGAAUGUUUAAAGCUUUUUUAGAAACAGUCACAGGUGUUCUAUGUGUGCACCCUUUGUCACACGACACAUUAAAUUAAAUACACAUCAAACCGGUAAUCCAUUUCUGCCCAAAUGUGAUUCACCCUACAGGUUGAUUUUCCCGGGCUUCGUUGAAUGGCGGUGCAAACACUAUCAAUGACUUCUUCCAAUACACACAGUUGUCCAGGACUUCUGAGUUUGCACAAGCAGCCUGUAAUUUCAAUUUUUUAAUGCAAAUCGUAGAUACAUUUUCUGCUUGGAGGCUUUUUUCCGAAUCAUGAUUGAAAAUGCCGUCGCACAACAGUUACAGAUUCCAUUUUGCUCAAUUCAAGAACACAAAAUGCCUUCUCCACUGCAGAUGCAGCCAUUUCGCAUGACUAGUCAUGUGACAUGCACACUAUCGCCUACACCACUUCCCUCAGCAGCGGAACACAAACUUUAUGAGUACUUCUACCUCAUGGUUCACAGUUGUGGACCUGUUACUCUCUUACAGCAUCUGGAAACUGUAUAUUUCAUUAUGAAUCACCCUGUAUUUGUACAGAAUUGUGAAAUAUAUAAAACCAUAGCGGGAAGUGAAAGAACAACUAGGAGGUGAGAAGAUUGAAAAUGGAAUGAGACAUGUGCCAUAUGCUUAGCAAUUAUUAAUCAUUUAAAUAUUGAUUAAAUGAAUCUUUUUAGGAUAACAACUUGAAAUCCAUGGAUCUUAAUCAUGUUGUCAAACUGCUUGAAGAAACAGAAUUAGUAAGUAUGACCAAAGCAUUAAAUAAAUUCUACAUUUGAAAUAAGCUUACUUGGAAUUCCAUUUGUUUCAAAAUAACUUGAAAGUGCUUAACUUUGGCUGGACUAUUCUCUUCCCAUUAAUUGUGCUUAAAAUUGUAUAGACCUUGAUCCAUGCCUUCAUUAUUUAUUUUAGGUUAACUGCAUAGUGUCUAGGUGACAUAUAAUAAGGUUCCUAAAAAAAAGUAAAUAUGAAAUCUAAGUUACUUACUUAAAAUGCCUGCUGGAAUGUAAGUGCUGGAUGUUUAACAGAAUGGGGUCCUGUAUGAUUUCACAGAAUUGGGCCACCAGUACUGAACACAUGACUCCUGGUGGUUCUGUGCUGUGUAGCGUAGAAUGUUUGUGCAAAACACUUUAAGCACUGAUCACACUCAUUUACUGCUCUUUCUCAUCCUGUUUUCUAAGAGUAAUUUGGAAGAUCAGCUUGAAGCACUGAAGAAGGUUGCAAAACGCUAUGAAUAUGGGCUUGUAUCUUUUUUGCUGCUUUGUUGGAAUAAAAAAGGAAGACAAAAGAAUGAAGAAGAAAACACAAAAUAAUUUUUGUUCCGGUUAAGUUAAUUUAUAUAUUUCUUCAUGUCAGAUAGAUGAGCACUUGAUUUUACUGCUCUAAUAGAAGAUUGCAUCUCUGUUGCGUACUUUGUGCAGCAAGUGCAAAUAAGUCAGGAAUAACUGCAGCAGUUUAUUUUUUAAUAUAGUCUAUACAGUGGUACCUCUGGUUACCAACUUAAUUCGUUCUGGAGGUCCAUUCUUAACCUGAAAUCGUUCUUAACCUGAGGUACCACUUUAGCUAAUGGAGCCUCCCACGGCCGCCGCGCAAUUUCUCUUCUCACCUGAGGUAAAGUUCUUAACCCGAGGUACUACUUCCGGGUUAGUGGAGUCUGUAACCCGAAGUGUUUGUAACCCAAGGUGUUUGUAACCCGAGGUACCACUGUAUUCCAUUUGUUUUUUUUUAUAAAAUGUUAUUACGUGCCAUGUAUCUUGGAAGACAGAAUAAGUUAAAAUCUAGAUCAAUAAUUACUUUCUACAAUUUAUGACAAAAUAAUACACAAACAGGCCACUUAUAUUGAUAUCAAGAACGUUGGUAUAAGUAGGCUGCUAUACCUGAAUGUGGGAUAAUAUGAAUUAUGAUGUGGAUGCAAUGGCUUCUGCUGGGCUAGUGCCAAAUAUGCUGGAAUUACUAAACAGGAAAAGAUUGGCAAGCAAUAGGUAAUAAUGAUUUUAUUGCUCUUUCAAGCUAAGCCAUUUUGUCACAUGAUCUGAGAAGGAUACUUUACACAUAAUAUUGGGAAGGAUAUUUUGCAGUGUUGCAAAGAAUGCAACUAUCAGAUCCCACCAUUCUCUGCAAAAGAUCAUACACUUCUUCAUUAAUGCCCCUAAAGUCUUGUUGCUCUAAACCUUUGUUUGGGUCACUUGUACAGCUGACAUAAUGAAUAAUUUACAGAUAGAUCUGUAUAGUCAAUGUUAUAUAGAAGAAGAUAAUCUCAUUUUCAUGCUUCCAUAAUGUACACUAUUCAAAGCAAAUAAAAACGUACUUUUGUUACCUGAAAUAAAUACCUGUCAGAUCAUAAAAGUUAGGUAUCUAACUUUACAUUCCUGUGAUUUCUCUGGGAUUUGUAACCCAGAGCCCCACUUGAGUCUAGUCUCCUCAUAGCAACAGGAAACCCUGUCGCAGACAGAGACCGCACAUGUGUAUAUAGUUUGGGUGUAAAGAAUUUUUUUUUAGGAUGGGGUGCCUCAUCAGUUAAUCUAAUUAAGUUUCUAGAAACAGUUUAUUCAUUUAGAAAGCUGCUCUUAGAACUGUGGAAAAUUUAGCUCUGCAGGACUUAUGUAUCCUCUUCACUGUUAGAAAUCUGGCAUACUACCUCCUUAAACUUGUAUCUAAUUUAACAGCUGACAUUUGAAGACUUACUUAUUCAUUUUAUUAUUUAAAGAGGUUAUUAUACAUAAUUUUCCAAUUUUCCUUGAUUCCUGAUAAUUACAAGAUUCUUAAUGAUUUAACACAAAUAUCUAAAAUUUUAAAUCUAUGUGCUGAAAGAAUUCCACACCACAACGUUUUCCUAGAACCAACAUGUGAAAUUCUUAAAUUAUAUGGGUAUGUAUUUCAUUCUUUAUUUUAAUACAGGUUUUUAUUUACAUGUUUCUACUGGCAUUAACAGGUGUUCUUCUGUUCAUUUGCCAUCUCUGUUCUCUUUUAUGUACCAAUUUUUCCAAGUCUUGUUUCUAUUGUCACACACAUUCUGGGAAAGAAGCUACAAUUGCAGCACUAGGAAUACAUUACAUUUAUACCUUAAAUACAGGGAAACCAGUUUCUGACAGGUCUCCUGUUGCCCACAGGUCAUCCUAUUGUACAGGGAUCAUUAUCACCAAGAGAUGGUACCAUUAAGUGUGUUUUACUGUUGGGAAAUAACCCUUGGUGAUUUUAAUAUAUGUAAGAGAUGUAAACAUGUGUUUUAAGAGCUAUCCUGCACAGAACUAGAAACAAAUUUGAGUCACACUAGCCUCAAGCUUCUAGGAACCUGGUUGGCCAGACAAUUCAGGUUAAGUAACCUUACUUAACACAUUUACAACUGGUUUGCAUAUAAUGUUAAACCAUGGUUUAGCAUUAGCAAGCAGCAUGCUGGGUGUAUGCUACUCAUUAGUACCCAUUUUGCUCCUCUCCAGCUCCUGUCUUUACCCCACCAGGAGGAAACACACCAGAGACUGACUUAGUGUUAUGUGCAAACCAGCACUCAAGAUAGAAAUAUUACAAAGUUGGACCUUGAGGAGAUUCACAAAGCCAGUGGCCUUUUAUGAAGAGCUAUUAUUGAAGUCAAUUACAGUACAACCUUAUGCAUUUUUACUUAGAAGUAGAUUCCAUUAUGUUAAUAGGGCUUUAUUUGCAGCCUAUAUCACUUAUGAACAAUCCAACCACUUUAAACAAUCAGACACAUUGCUUUUUUCAUUAUUGUGAGUAUUCUGGAGCAUGACUGGAUCAUCUUUACAAUAAAGAUUAUUAUUGUGUGAAUAUUCUAGAACGUAAGCAUAAUACUUGGAAUGGAAAUAAGUGUAGCGUCAAGUACGAUUAAAUUCCUCUUUCAUCAUGCCUGAGCAUGUGAUUUGUAUUAUACUAGAUUAUUUACUUAAAUCAUUUUUACCCUGCUCUUUAGCCAGAAAUGCUCACAAAACAGCUGACAUAUAAUCAGUAACAAACAAGACAGUCCCUGCCCACAGUUCUACAAACUGAAAUGCAUAGCAUAAAAGGGGAAAGAUGGGAAUGGGAGAGGAACAAAUAAACUCAGACACCAGUAUUGAAGUUACAAAGUUAUUAUAAUGACCAGCUUAAAUAGAAAAAAUUCAUGAAGAGGAGGAGCCAAAAGGAGCUGGUCUCUCUGAAGAAUGGAAGGCCCUUCUUCAUAUCUGUCCUACUGUUAUAGCCAGUGAGACCAGCUAACGGCUGCGGAGGGGAGGAGACGAAUGCAGCCGGUCUGCUGUGGUGGGCCCUGCUACCUCCUGCUCCAUUUCUGCAGCCAGAUAUUAGUAUAAUGGCUUCCUCUUGCAGUUUAUAGUUUUACUUUUGGAUUUUUGUUUUAUAUCAGCUAGUAACACAAGUAUUUUCCUAUAAUUGCUAUAAAUAUUAAAAUAAGAUCAGAAUAACUAUAAAUGACAAGCUGAUCCUGGGUAAAAACACAUUUUGUUCACUUACUCUUCUUAUGAAAAUUGUUGGUGUACAGAACACAUAUCAAUAUCAUGAAGAGGAAUCACCUUUAGUUUUCCAUGGUAAUUCAAUACUAUUGUAAUAACUGUCUUUGCAGGUUACCAUUUUACAAAAAGAAGUUAUCUGAUGAAGUAAACUACACCAAAGAAGUUCAAGAAUCAAUUGCAAAUUUGGGUAAUUUUAGAUUGUACACACACAGACACACCUUUUUAGACAUGUCUAUGUGGGCCAGAAGUUACCUGAUACUCUGUAAGAAUGCUUGUGCUAUAUAGGUUAUUCCAAACCUAAGAACCAUGAAGAAUUUAAACAGCAUAAGUUUUAUCAGUUACAUAUUUCCACCAUCCUGUAGUUGUAAUCUUAAAUUUACUUGGUAGUGGAAUUUGCAUCUGUUUAGGGUUGUUACCUAUGUGUUUCCAUCAAAUUAUGUUUGUUUAUCUCUUCCAAUACAGUCUGCUUAAGCACAUAAAGCAUUGCCUUGGCUUGUAGGUCAAACUUCAAUACAUAUCUUUUGUAUAAUAUGAAAGAUAUUUUAUCUGGUUUUCUUAUAUUAUUCUCAUGUAUUUCACACAAAUUUAUCUCUCUCUCUUUACUGCAGUGUGGGGUGCUGAUUUUUGGUACAUGAAUUACUUAAUGUAGACUUUGGUGUAGGAGGGCUAGGAAAGUAGAGAAACAAAAUUUAAAAAAAACACGUUUUGAGCAAACCAGAUAAACAAAACUAUAAACAUAUACAUAUAUUUUAAAGCCAUUAUUAAAUAUUAUUAGUAACCAGUUUUUCUUGCUAGAUUAUAUAAAAGGGAUCCUGUUUACCUCAAAAUUGGCUUCCUUAGUUUUUUUAAUAUAAUUUAGCCAUGAGGCAAAAUCCCAUGUUUUAUCUAUCUAUUCUUUAAUAGACUUUGUCAUAAAUAAUUUCAGUUUUCCUGCAUAUAACAUUUUAGAGGUUGUUACUAUUAAUGAGACUAGUUCUUUGUGCUCCUGUCUCACUGAAUCAUUCAUGUAUUUCACUAAAAGCUGGGUCUAAUGGGUUCUCAUAUCCUAAGACUCUUAUUAAUUGACUGUUGGUUGUUUUCCAGAACCUUGCAUUCCCACUACACAAUUAUCACAUUCUCUCCAUUUCCCCAGGUUACUUAAUGAGAGUGCCAUGUUCUCAAGUAAGGAUACAGAUAUGUAAGUGUGUAAUUAGCUUUUACCACACUGAACCACCAAAGAAAGAGUAUGAAGGUAUUCUUUUUAUUUUUAUAUAUUUGUAUUAACUGCUUAAUGAUAUGUACAGUGCAAUCAUAUGAGUGCUUAAUUAUAAGUAAGUUCUAUUCUAUUGAAUAGGGCUUCUACGUAAGGGUGCACAGAAUUACAGCUUAACAGUGCUAUCCUAAGUAUAGGAAGCCAGCAAGCCUACACUGGCUUAAACUAGCAUAAGUUACUUCUAUUCCAAACUGUCUUCAGGAGUGGGACUACUGUCUGUUGAGCCUGGGAGGAGAAAAACAAGCCUUGAUAAAGAGUUUGACUUAACAUCACCCUUUUUGCCAGUGUAAGUUCUUCUGAGUUGCGUGGUCACAUGACUAAGUUGAAGGAGGUUUGGAAUAGGUAUAAGUCUGUGCUUGCCCUGUCAGAACCCCAGACCGUCCGUGGAACCUCUGCCAACUUAAGUUUCAGCAGUUGAGCCAGCAGAGCCUUGGUUGAUCCAAGAUGAUGGCAUUAUAGUGGCUGAGCCCAAAAAGCCUGAAAAACUCACUCAUCACGGCAGAUCUUGGGUUUGGAUUGGUAUGAUAGUCAUUUAAUUUAUCAUAGGCCUAGAUCAGACAGACAAAAGCAAAAGCAUGGUGGAAGAGUUGCACCUAACUUGUUUUAAGGCACACAGGUUCUCCACUAUGAUAUCUAUACAUACAUAGUGCUGAAUCAUAUCAUUCCUCUCCCCCCUUUUAAGGGAGCCACUAUUCCUUCAGUAGCUUAUGUGGAAUACCCUUGCACACAUUAUGAGUGUGAUAAAGGGAGAUGCAUGUGAAAACAUGAUCGUCCUGGGCAAAGGUCUAAAUUGGCCAUAUAUGCUCUUAGCAUAUAGCAUUAUUGCAUAUAGUAAACGUAAAAUGUUUCCAGUAUUAGGAUUAAGUUUGUUACACCUCUAUUCCAUUGGCUAAUUAAAUGCAGCUCCUCUCUAAACUGAUGUGUCUUUUCAAGGGUGGAUAGAUUCACAUUGUUUCAUUUUAAAUGUAUCUAUUUCCUGAUCAAGCAUGCAUUCCAGCUGGAUGCUGUGUUUGGUUGGUAGAUUCAUAAUAUUUUCAAGCUUAUUCAUAUGGUCUCAGUGGGGGAUACAGCUGAGAUACAGGAUUGCAUCUCCUGAUUCUAGCACCUGCUUAGACUGGAAGCAACUUCAGCAGUUAGAUACCCCCCACCCCAGGUUUGCUCUUAUUCAUUAUGAGAUUAGUGUACAGUAUAGGCUUUAUUAGGGACACGGGUGGCGCUGUGGGUUAAACCACAGAGCCUAGGACUUGCCGAUCAGAACGUCAGCGGUUUGAAUCCCCACGACGGGGUGAGCUCCUGUUGCUCGGUCCCUGCUCCUGCUCCUCCUUACCUCCUGCGGGAAGGUAAACGGCGUUUCUGUGCGCUGCUCUGGUUCACCAGAAGCGGCUUAGUCAUACUGGCCACAUGACCCAGAAGCUGUACACCGGCUCCCUCGGCCAAUAAAGCGAGAUGAGCGCCGCAACCCCAGAGUCAGCCACGACUGGACCUAAUGGUCAGGGGUCCCUUUACCUUUACCUAUAGGCUUUGUAUUAAUUUGUAUUAAUUUUAGGUUUUACUUAUGCAGAGACACUUCUUCAUUUUGACAACUUCCCAACCAUGGUCAAGAUAGUUGUAAAUUACUGUUGUGUUUCCAUGUUCCCUCCUAUUCCAAUAGCAUUUAAUUAAGUGAGGCAUCAGUCACAGGAUUCUGGCCAGAUUUAGCAUAAUAAUAUGUUUGGAAAAUUAUUUAGUUAUUAGGAGUAGGGCAUUUCUGAAUCUUUCCAUAACAAAAUAUUACAUGUCCGCAUUGUCCUUUGCUUUACAUCAAUAAGAUUUGCAUCUUUAAACUAUUGUUUCUCCAGCUUACCAACCUGUAAGUGCAAACUAUAAAAGGCAGAUGGUGGAAGCAGGAGGUUUAGCAGAAACUUUAGUCCUGGCGCUGACAUUAGUUGCAAAUCAACUUCAAGAGAAAUUAUGGAUAAUUAAAACACUGCAACAUCUUUCUAUUUCUGGUUAGUGUAAUUUAUCUAUUUAAAAUAUAAUCUUUUCUUAUUUUGCUUUUCUAUUUCAUAAAACAUUAGCAAUAUGACGAACCUAAGUAUUGAUCCUUUUCCAUUUCAGAGACAAAUUGUAAACUUAUGAUGAAAGCUGAAGCCCCAAGAAGAUUAUGUUCUCAUCUUAAUGAUGCUGACCCUUCUGGACAGCUGCUAUUCCGUUCCUCAGAAAUCCUCUGGAAUUUAUUAGAAAAAACCUCUAAGGAAGAAAUUAUUGAGCAGCUCAGUAAUUUGGAAUGUGUAAAGUUAAGUGCACUCACAUAGCAUAUAUCAUCUCAGCUACUAUUCUAAUAAUUAGUUCAUAAAUUGUAAAGUAUGUAUGAUUUUUAGCUUGUAUUUCACAUAUGCUUUAAAAAGAAAGAAGGAACAUAUUUUCACUAAUACCUAGUAUGGAUAAUCUUCCAAAGUGAUAAUAAAUAGGUGAGUGUUGUCGUCCCCAUCAUCAUAAUAAAACACCAUGUGUAUUGUAGACUUGUAUGUGACUAUGUUGCAAUUCAUAGUCAACGUAGGGAAUUUGCUGCUACAAAAUAUGAUGAUGGCCAGUGAAUUUAGUGGCUGUAAGAAUGGAUUGGUUGAAUUCAUGUGUCUGUUAGUGCUUAAUUGCAAAAUGGGAGCUAGUAUGUCUUUGAAUAUCAGCUGCUGGGCCUCAGUGCCUGAAUAGAACUGUUCUUCCACAUGCUCUUUCACUAGGCUUCCUAGAAACAUCUAGCUGACCAUUGUGAAACAGGUUGUUGGACUAGACUAGAUAAUUCUUCAGUAUUAUCUAGCAGGGUUUUUCUUUUCAUAGAAUUGUCGAGUUGGAAGGGACCCUGAGAGUCAUCUAGUCCAACCUCCUGCAAUGCAGGAAUCUCAACUAAAGCAUCCAUGACAGAUGGCUAUCCAAUCUCUGCUUAAAAACCUGCAAUGAGCAUCUUUUGUACACUUAAUUUUUAUCAACAGUCCCAUCUUACUGCACACUGAGCAAAAAUCUGAUCCUCUAUUUUGCAGUUAAUUUAAGAGUUUGGUAAUGUAAUACGUACUUCAAAAUAAUUUAAAUAUUAAGUGUAAAUUAAAAGUGAAGGAAAAGCGUGUUUGGAAUUUCAGAUUUUGAUGAGAAGUAUAUAUUUGAUUAUAUAUAUAUAUAUAUUAUUAGAGAUAGAGUGCCUAAAUUAAAAUACAGAAUAUCAUCUUUUUAUCAGUGCUCUGAAGGAAGCAUUUACAAACUUGCUUAUACAUGGUUCCCGCCAUUAUGAUCGUCAGCUAAGAAAUGACAUUUUGGUGAUCGCCACCCUUGUGGCUCAGAACCCAGGAGCACCAAUGAUUGUAUGUAUCCUUUACACAAUUUUGAGUUUUAUAGGCCCAUUUUUUGCUGGUAUUUUGAAAACACUUUUAAAGGAAAUGAUUGUAUUAUUGUGGUCUGCUAGUGCGUUGGUGUCAGCAUGUCAAAUAUAGAAACAAAUCCCCUUCCUUGAAAUGUACUGCAUUACUCGGUUGUCUUGCAAAAAGAUGUUUCUUAGGAUUUUGUCGUUGCCAAUGUUCUCUGGGGUGUUUCUUAACAUGCCUUGUGGGUUGCUUAGUUAUUUCAGGGCUCCUGGGGAUAUGUCUUUCUCUUCUUCAGUCUUCUGCUUUCUUUGUUAAUUGGUCUCUGUCCAUAAGGUUGUCUGUAGGAACAUAGUCUCUGUUUCUUAAGCGUUCCACAGGUUCCAGGAAAUGUAAGAUAUGUCUUGGGAGUGGAGCCAUUUCUCAUCUCCUAAUCUCAUAAGAUUUUAAGUCCUAUCUUCUGACAUAGGAUCUUGGUACUUAACCAUUUUCAACUGCCUUUCUAUUACUUGGGCAGUUCAUAACAAGUCUAGUUAUUUGUGAAAAGCUAUGCUAAAGCCCCUACCCCAUUUAGUAUUUUCUAGUAAAGCUAAAAGUAGUCUACCAUUUGUUAUUUUUAUUAUUUGUGUGCCCUACUUACAUGAAUGUAGUAACACUUACACUGUUCUCCCCCCCCCCCCCCCUGUAACUUGUGUGUAUUUUUUAGGAAACAGGGUUUGCCAAGCUGUUAAUAUUAUUUGCCACUUUUGUUGAAGGUAAGCAGUAUAACUUUUUAGUAACUGAUACUUCAGUUUAUCAGUAAACAGUUAAUUAUUUUACCAAGAAUAUUUUUGUUUAAUUCACAGUAAAAAGUCACAAUCCUUUGGUAAAGAACCUCAGGCUGACUUACUGUUAUGAAGAUUUUGAGUUGAAAAAGUUACUGCUUAACAUGCUUACUGUACUAGCAAAAGAUUUAUGUAUUGUACAGGUAAGAUAUAUGUGAUUAUUUAGUCAUUAAUAAUUUUAAUUAUCUGUGCUUACACAGGUUUUUUUUUUACAAUCCAGUGGUAUAUACAUUUUAUGAAAUACAUAAAUAUCAUACACCAGCUUGUAGCUUGAAGCUUACUACUGUUUUCUCACUACAAUAGAAUUUUUAUUUGAAAUAUGCUGUGAGUCUAGCCUAUACUAAGAAGAAUGUGCACAAGCAAUUCUGAAAGUACUGUGGCAAUAUAUGAAUCAGACUUAUUUCAGAAACCGAGUGGAGGGUUUUCUGACUUAAUUUUUAGAUUGCUUUUUAAAUGGAACACAUUCUUGCCAGGCACUUGCUAUGACAUAACAAUAGGAUGACCAUUGGUCUUACCAGUGGCACCUCAGAACAGAAACAUUAAAUACAAGUUCUAUAAAAAGUGGAACAUUUUGCUUCACUUCUAUAGAUUUAUUUUUUACUUUUUCAGUGACAUUUUAUAUUAUAUCUCCUUCCUUUGUUUAGCUGCUACAAGAGGGUAAAGUUAUAUUGGCCUUGUUUCAUUAUUUAAAACCAAAUGAAAAGCCAGGAAUGGUUGACAUGUCUGCUGCCCAGUAUGAAGAGUUACAGCUUCUUGCAAUUGCAACCUUAGCUACAAUGGCUCCCUUGUUGGUAGAUGACUACAUGAUGUGCCAAGGAAACACUCGCCUUCUCAUGUUUCUCGAAUGGUGCAUGGGCAACGGUGAGUAGGUGGGAUAGAACUACUGUACUUAAAUCAUAUCACUGAUUAUGCUUAAUGCCUAUACUUAGAGGAGCAAGAAGUUUAGAGAAUCCAUUUCUUAAUUUCACAUCUGAAAGCAUUGUAAAUCCUCACUAUUCUAUAGGUGAGGAAUUGUUUUCAGGAUUGCCAAGGACAUGGUGACCAUGAAGCUCAGUACCAAUUAGAUGAGGAGUGGGGAAGCUUUUUGAUUCCAUGAGUCAGAUCCAUAUUGGAAUCAGCCUCAUGGAACAAAUUUGACAGGUGGGCACAGCUGCCCACCUGCAAAUCAUCUGAUGUCACAAUGCCAUCAGGUGCAAGGUGCUCUGAGGUCUCAGAUUUGUAACAUCAAGGCAUCUUGCAAAGUGUAGCUUUCUCAGUUAUUACAUAAUGCUGGCCUUGUACAUGGCAUGAUGCUUUAUAGUCUGUGCAAGAUAUAUUCAGGAGUCAUGCUUGUGUCUUUUGGAAACAGUGCAAGAUGUAUUUGUUCAAGCUAGAAUCUUAUUAUUAUACUUAAGCAAAGCCUUUAAACAUAUUUUUAUCUUAUAUUUUAAUUUAUUUUCAGUGUUGUGUCUACCACUGGUGCUGAAUUACAGUCAACGACCAUUUCAUGCAGGGUUCCAUUCCCAGCCUCCGCUCCACCCUCAUGCUGCCUUUUUUGGGACUUUUUUGUCAUUUCCAGGUUUGGCACUGUGUGCACAUGCGAAAUCAUACAUCUUUCAGAUGCAUGUUAAUCGGUCGUUGCCUGUAUUCAGUCACAGAAAACUGAAAAUCAAUAGCCUUGAACAAAUAAAUUACAGAUUUGACUGUUGCAUUGAACCUCAGUUGCAUGAACACUGCAGCACUGGGCAGGCUUUAAAACAAGCACAGCUUUUAAAAAUGUAAUUUUAUUUGAAUAUUUCUCACUCUAUUAUCAAACACCAGAGGGAGACUUGACACGCCAGGGAUCAAGAUUAAACCUUAUCACAGUUGUAGGAACUGUAGCAAAUCAGCUUACAAGUAUAUACUCAACAUGGGUAUGAAAGAAACAGGAAACAGUUUGGACUAGUAUACUUAGAUUCUUUAUUAUGUGAGGGAAAGUGCAGGCAUUGCCUUAUGCCCUCUGUCACUAUGCAGUUGAAUUGGGACUCAUGUGUAGUACAUUCCUUUCUCUCAGUACUGUAUUUCUUUUCCCCGCACAAUUAACACCAGGGAGCCAUGAUAAUGCCUUUCAGUAAAUCUAUGAUGAUCAACCAUGAAAUGUCUUAUGUUGCAGCCACUGGUUGGUUAUGUAUGUUAUGAUAACAAAGUACCAUGUUAAAGUCUGCAAUAUUCUUCAAAUCAUAUUUACAAGACCUUGCCAUAGCCUAAACACACUGUAUUGCAAAAGAAGAUGUUUUGUUUUCGUUUGUUUGCAGAUCCUUUCUUUGCUCAAGGUAACAGCUUCCAUGGUACUGGCGGUCGUGGCACCAAGCUUGCACAGAUGCGCUACACCUUGAAAGUACUGAAUCCUGUUGUGUCCCUUUGUGAUGAUGCUGUGAAUGUUGAUCUUUGUGAUCAGGGAGCAAUUAAUCAACUGUUAGGUGAGGUAUAUAUUAAAUAGUCUUGGCUACCGUUGCCUGAAUUGAUGAACUUCUCCAGCUUUCAUUUCUACUCUCUUUUGAAACUUUACUUUUUAAUCUCUAAUAACCAAUCUUCCUUACCCCCACCCUUUCUAUACAUUAUGCUGAAUUGCACUGCCCAUAGGAUUCACAUAUUGGCUCCAUGUCCUGAAUAGCAAUGCAGAUUCAUAGCAUGAAAAUCCGAGCAUGUUUUCUUGAGCAGACAUUUCAUCUGUGUUCUUUCUGUUUUCACUUUAAGAGCACAACCCUGCUGAUUGAAUUUACAUGAAAGGAAAGAUCAAAUCAAUAUAUUGGAUUCAGUACACAGUAAUACACUGGGAUGCCAAUUUAAAAUAUAUAUCAAGAACUAUAGCUAUCCAAAUAAUUUGUGUGUGUAACAGGGCUUUUAACCUUUCCUUUCUAAAUUAUUUCCCUCAUACACAUUGUGGCAAAUAAUUUUUGAAAUUCAUGAAAAAGUCAAAAGCAGUUUGUAAUUCAUUUUAGUAGUAGUGGGCUACUGUUUAAAAAACAACAACACACGAACAAUACCAUUACACACAAGCCCCUAACGGUACCUAAAGUAACUCUGCGUAUUUUGGCCAAACUAUGUGAAACAUUUUUUCUGGAGGAGUAAAUUUGAUAUUAUACAUUUAUUUAUUCUGCUAGGUAUCUUAAAGAAUACCACAAAGAAUUAUCCAGAAAGUGCCAUUGUGGUAGAAAUUCAGACUGAUAUUUUACUUCUCUUGUCAACUCUUUGUGAAAAUAACCUUCAUAGAAAGGUUAGUAUUUUCUCAUUGUUUUUAAAAUCUUGGAAUCUAAUAUCGGAAUCUAAUAUUAUCAUGUAUAAGCAAAAGAAGUUAAGUAUUUAUGGUUUCUGUCUAUAGGUCAUGUGCUCUUAGCUCCUACUUGUUUAAAUCUUAAAAUGUUAAUUCUCACAAGUAGUUAACCUUCCCUAGCAGUUUGGCGUGGAAGGGACUUUGAAAACCAGUUGCUUGUAUGAUAACACUGGAAGACCCAAAGGCUUAGCCAACAGCAUGGAUACAUCUUAUUCCAUUUGGCAAUAAUUAAUCUUGCUGGAACCCUCUGUUCCCUAAGAGGGUAAAAAAAGUGAUAAGCCUCUUCAGUCUUCCAUUCCUCUGUAGUGUCAGGAUGCUUGAGUGAGGAUUCUAAACUGGUGGAAGUAGGCUGCUUUUCAUAUGAUAACAGAUGGCUUGCCUCUGGGUCUCUCCAUCACAGAAAACUACAGAGAAUGAAUGUAAUGGUUAUAAUAAUUAUUAAGUGUAGUGUAAAUUAUUAUGAAUGUGUACAGUUUUUCUAGAUUAAAAUGGCUUUGAUAUAUAUCAAACAGGAACUCUUUGGAUGGGAAGGAGUUGAUACACUUAUUCCUUUUAUGAAGAUGGAUUCAAAGAAAUUCUAUAGUGGAUUGGGUCAUAAUCGUCUGCUUUUUACUGCUCUGGACUGCUUAUGGUAUGUUCAGCUAUUUUUACUGUGACCUUCUGUAAAGAGGAUUUUCAGCAUCACAAAUAAAUGCACAGUGCCACAAGAUUAUGUCUCCUUUCUAACUGCACACUUUACAUUCUCUGAAUAUCUUUGGUUUCUAUGAGUUGAAGUGCUAAUGAAUUGGCAAUGACUACUACAUUUAUAUGCAUUUUGUUAAUUUAUUGGAUUAUUUUUGAUUAUCAGUCAAGAGUAUACUGAAAAUGUAAAAAAUAUAUAUUCAAGUAAGUUGUAUAUAAAGGAAGAAAUAUACUUGAAAAUAAAACCGCAUAGUACCCCAUUGAGGCUGCCUUCAAAAUGUAGCAGUAAAUUUCUGUGUACUUUUUCAUCCAUUACAUUUGGGGUUGAGGCCCAGUAUUUGUACAGUGUGGCAACUGCUUUGGUCACCCUAUAUGAUGACCUCUGUUGGGAGAGAGAUGCAUGAGUGUGACCCUGUUAAUUCUGCCUAAGCUUUCAGCAGCUUUCGGUACCAUCAACCAUGGGACCACCUUUCCCAUAUGAACUUAUAUGGACGCUGCAUUCAUCAACUGAGUCUUUCUGAGGGAGGUGUGGAAGGUGGCAACAUGAGAAUGGAUCUUUUCAGUGGUGGCUGGAUGCUCUGGAUGCUCCAGAGAGAUACACAUGGCACCAUCAUUACCCAUUUUUAAGUGCCAGACAAAGAUGUUUCUGUUUGCCCUAACAUUUGGGUCUUAAAUGGGGUUAUAGGGUAUGAUUAAACUAUGCCCAAGCCUGCAUUUGGUGUUGAUCUUUAAUAAGGUGGGGUAGGAGUUGUCCUUUUUAUAUUACCACAAUAUGAACAAUUUUGAUCAAAGUUUUUUCAUCUGUUUUGAAAUUUGUAUCAUAUAUCCUUUUAUAAAUGAAAAUCAUUUGAGACAUUCAUUACAUUCAAAUUAAUAUAAUAAAAUAGAAGCAUCCAAAUUUGAUAUUUUCUCAUUUUCAAUGUGUUAGUGUAAAUCCCAUGUGUGUUCUGAGAGUAAGCAAAAGAGAUUAAAUGAACUGAAAUUAUUUUCAUUUCAGGUGCUGUGUCAUGGGCUGUACUAUUUUAGAGGAUUAUUUUAUUGAAAGAGAAGGCCUCUUCACUCUCCUGGAUUUGCUUGUUGUGAGUACUAUUUAUUGGAAAACCACCUGUAGUAAAAUAUUAAAUACACAUUGUGUAAUUGACUCUUGCUGAGGUGUCAGGUUUCAGCUAUAUGUCCAUUGUUGUGCUCCCUCUCAGACUAUACUUGAUGUGCGUCUGUGAUGCUCAAGCAACCACAAUCUACACUGCUUUACUAAAGACUCGAAACACACAGACAAUUUUUCCAUGUGCCAAGUAUGACUCUUUGCUCUGAAAAUGUGUUAUUCCCACAACAGAGGUGGUGCCUUGCAGUCAGUAGUUACAGAUGGAAAAUGGGUGCAGUUUUAUUUACAAAGAAGCAAAGCGUGAAGAAAGUCUUCACUGUACAUGCACAGCAACUAGGAGGUACUGCCUCAGGAAACAGACCUUCUUAGGGAAUUGUUGGCAUCCAUCUGUCUUGGAAAUGACGAAUUGCACAACAUUAGGGUCUGUUCAUACUCUGCACCAAAAUAAUGCAAAUUAUGGAAACAGUAAAUCUGCUCGAAGAAAUACAUGCUCUGAAGUGAAGUAAAUCAGUAGAACUUCAGAUACUCAUAUUUUGCACAAGCGUUUUCAAUUUGCGUACUUUAUUCUGAAACACUUACCGUAUUUUUCGCCCUAUAGGGCGCACCGGCCCAUAGGACGCACCUAGUUUUCAGGCGUGGAAAUCAAGGAAAAAAUAUGACACCCCCCCCCCCCCAGCUCUGGGAGCAGCGGACAGGCUGCACGCAGCCUGUGCGCUACUCCAAGACCUUCUUCCCGCUUUUGCGGGAGGUGGCGGAAUUCCCCCACCUCCCGCAAAAGCCCACAGGAGCCGCGCACGACUCCUGCGGGCUUUUCGACCAGGAGGGAGAAGGGACUGAAACGGCCAGUCAGUCCCUUCUCCCUCCUCGGGGAAAAGCCCCCAAGAGCGGCACGCUCUUUAAAGGGUGCGCGGCUCCUGCGGGCUUUUCUACAAGGUGGGGGAAUUCCCCCACCUCGUAGAAAAGCCAGCAGAAGCCGCGCAGCCCCUUUAAAGAGCACGCGGCUUUUGCCUGCUUUUGCGGGAGGUGGGGGAAUUCCCCCAUCUCCCGCAAAAGCCCACAGGAGGGAGAAGGGAUGGACUCGGCCAGUCAGUCCCUUCUCCCUCCUUGGGGAAAAGCCCCCAAGAGCGUUGCACUCUUUAAAGGCUGUGCGGCUCCUGCGGGCUUUUCUAUGAGGUGGGGGAAUUCCCCCACCGCCAGCCUCAAAGAGCAGACUCUUCUGGCUUCAGUGAAAGCAACGCAAAGCCUCCGGAGCGCAGGCUUCCUAGGCUUCACGUUGCUAUUGCUGAAGCCAAGGAGCCUGCAUUCGCCCCAUAGGAUGCACACACAUUUCCCCUUCAUUUUUGGAGGGCAAAAAAUGUGUCAUAUAGGGCAAAAAAUACAGUACUUAGGUUUGGAAAACAUGGUUUUUCGGGGAAAGGAGUGUGUUGGAAUUAGGUAAAAGAGAUACAAAUCAAGGGUACUGUCAUCUGUAAAGUAUGUACAAUGUAGUAGGCACUGUACUUAGAUAAAAAAGAAGGACCUGCCUACAAGCUCACACUCUAAAAUGCAGGAAUACACAGGUGGAACGUGGAGGCCUUAAAGUAGAACAAGUAUGAACACAAUGUGGAGUACAAAUGCAGAGUGUUUGAACAGACCUUUUGUAGUGAUUGCAUUUUCAAACAUAUUUCUAAAAUGAGAAAAGCAGAAACUUGCAUUUCACUUAUUUAAACUGGGGACAAAAAUUUUCAGGAUUUAAAAUUCUGACCUGAUAAUCAGAUUCCAUUCAAAAUAUCACAUCCCCAGAACUGGAGAAGACAAAGAGCCUAAUAAUUUCAUACAACUUUUAACAAGUAUUCCUCAGACAUUUUUCUGUCCAUCCUAAUACAUUGUACACUUGAGCAAAGUCUGCCCUCUAAAAUAUUUGCUUCAUGCAUCUACAGGUUUUAUAAUGGAAAAAUAGGUAGUUAGUGCUAACAUCUGAGCCCCAGUUCAAAGCUCUGUGGAUCUCCUGUACAUAUGUAACUAAGAGAUGCCUGAUUCCUUUCACAACCCAGCUUUGCAUGAAUUCCUAUUCAUUCAAAGUAUUCACUGACAUUGAGGUGUGUGGGAGAAAUCCAUCUGUACAUUUGAAUGCCUGUGUAUUCAUUGGGCCACUAGAUCAGGGUUUUAAUGCUCAAAGUUUUUUAUAUAUAUAAUAAUUGUGAAGGCAAAUUUUUUAGGGAUUAGAUUUGAAAUUCUGUCCUUGUUUUUCUUCUGCAAAGUUAAAUCAAAAGAAUGUUUGCAAUCUAAUACUUGGGAUAUUAGUUGAAUUUUGUGACAACCCUAAAACUGCUUCUCAUAUCAAUACCUGGCGAGGGAAAAAAGACCAAACAGCAGCCAAUUUAUUAAUAAAGUUAUGGAGAGAAGAAGAGAUUCAGAUGGGAGUGAAACAUGACGAAGUUGGGAGAAUUGUUGGUAAGUAUUAGAUUGCCGAGUAUUUUAUAUCAUAGUAGUUGUAAAUUUAAGAGAAUUACUGAAGUUUUAAGAAGAGCUGAAUUUUUCUAAGCGUGAUUAUAUACAGGAACAUGGAGAGCGGGAUAAGGGGAGUGCAGCUGUGCCAAACUCAGAGCUGGCAGGGUUUCCAGACUCUGAGCUUUCAUUAGAAAAAAUAAAUAAACCUCUAGUCUUUGUGGAACAAAAACUACGAAGCAAAAUGGGCAGGCACUAAUUUCCACAGUUACUUGUGGAAUUAGUGGCCACAGAACACGCCGCCCAGUAGCUGGCAGCCCAGGGGCACCAAGCAGCACCGCAAUUUUUGCGCACACACCCAGCCUGCAUCCCCAGCAGGGGCCAGUUUUGCCAACCCCUAGGUACGUCUCUGUGUUUGAGUCUUUCUUGGUGUAUGUGUCACUCCAUUAGUUUUUCUAGAUUGGGACAAUGAAGAAAGUGUUUUUUUCAUUAUGAUGAAGGGGCUUUCUGGUUCAUUCUGAAGUUGGGCUUCUUUUUGUUUUUACUUUUCCUGGUAGAGAAGGGGGUUGUUGCCCAGAGAAAAUAAUUUUGAAAUUCAGGACUUAGCAUAGCUAUGAUAAGACAGAAGCUUGUUUACUCAGAAGGAAAAAAAGCAGCAAAGAAAUGAGUUAAUUUGUAUCUUAUAUAGAAUUUAAUGCAAAAAACCCCCCACCCAUUGUUUAAAAAAUUUGCAAAUGCAAAUAUAAAUAAAAUUGGUACAUCUGCAUUACAAGGGGAAGGGGUAUUGUUGUUGAGAAAGCAUGGGUAACAUCAGUCCUGCAAAUAUCACUAUGCUAAUACUGCUGAGUGGUGGUGUGAGACACAAUAGUGCAUGGCAACCCUGCAGUGUAGUCCAGUGUUGUUAUCCAGUCAGGAGGGGGGGCAUUACAACAUUGCAGUGUAGCAGCAACAUAGAGGAAUGGGUGAUUAAUUGCUUUCUCCUCCCUUUUGUGGUUGGGUGCCACUUCUAGUAUAAACACUUAAACGGGUAUACUUAUGUCAAGAUGCACAUCCUAUUUUCUCAAAAGGACAGGUGUUUGGCCUGUGCUAAUUGCUGUAGAUAUUAUGAGGUCGAAAUAAAUAAAUACAGUGGUCACACAGUAGGAGAAACAGAGCCCCAGUUCAGUCAUGACUCGAAAUACUUUAUUCUGUUACUAGUUUUACCACUAGAUGGCAUUUGUCCCUUCAGCUGCAAAGUGCAUCUAUUAUUAGUUUGAUUGAUUGAUUGAUUGAUUGAGGUAGCUUUGCUUGGUAAAUCUGUUUCACUCAAUACCACUCUUUAUGCAUCUUAUUUAAAAACUAAAUUCAUUGUCCCUAAACAUAAUCAGUUUCUUAGAAAAUAACAUUUGGUAUAAGUAAAAGUGAAACAAUGUAAUAAAGUCAGUACAGAGUAUAGUAAACAUUGUUUCCUAACCAGUGUUUUGUUCUCAUUCUCCAACCAAAUUAAUGAUGCUAGAUUUGAAGCCCAGUAUUCAUCUCAGAAAGCCCUCAAUAUAAUUCAUAAAUUAAAACAAACACCAUUGCCAAGUUUUGACUCAUAGAAAUAUACAUAAACACCCUCGUCAUAAUAGGGAUGGAGUAGUCUGAAAACCAGUUAUUACAAAGAAUUGUUGCUUUUGGGCUGAUGUGGAGAGUUGUAAGAAUUUCUUCAAUAAAUUUUGUAUUUUUAAAAAUUCUUGGCUCAGUCAAGUCAAGCAGACCAGGAGGUAAUAAUGCUGAGGAAUAGAGGCUCUUAUAUAUGAAAUAUUUUGUUGUUUGUCUGUGGUAUUUAUAUAUCACUUAAGCGUUCACACUUCUAAACAGCAUACAUAAAAAUAAACCAUACAGAGGAUAAAAUAAUAAAAAUUCACCAUAAAACUGAACAUAAACUCAAACAAUAGCCUAAAAUGUAUAUUGGCAUAAGAAAGACAUUGUCAUGCACCUGAAGUUUGAUAUUGUUGUACGCUACCCCUGUAUCUGAGCUGUGAGAGACUCCAGGGGUUUCCAGCACUUACCCAGGGUUUGGUUUCCUUGGAAUGAAGGUCAGUGGAGACUGUUAUAUAUAUACUCAUUAAAAAAAUUGAAUGUCUCUAUACAUUUUAAUAGAUAAUACCUAAAUGACAUAUAACAGAGUACCGUAUUUUUUCAUGUUUAGCAUGCCCCCAUGUAUAAGACUCCCCCUAUUAAGAAUUAAGAAAAUAGGGGGAGAUUGCCAGGAGUUGUUGAGCUUCUUUUGUGGGGGGGAUUGCAAAAAAUCACUCACCUGCCGCACCGACGAUGGCAAUCACGCAUGCCAACAGCAGCUGCCAAUUGGGCAGCAACAGCCAAUCAACAACGGCCCUUGCCAUCAGCCACCAAUCAACAACAGCCCUUGCCACAGCCACCAAUCACCUGCCCAAUUACCACAGAAAAUCUGCUCACGGCAGCAACCAAUCCCCCAUCCCACCUCUGCACUAUCCGUGUAUAAGACGACCCUGUUGGGCAGUCGCCGGGAGGCUGGACAUGCCUCCAGGCAAACAACAUAUACAUGCCAGCCUGUCUCUCCCUUCUGCGUGCCGCUUGGGAGAUCCAUCAAUCUUCUUCCCCUACGUGAUUCAUGUCUUGGGACGUGAGCACACAUUGACUUAGCAGAGUCAACAACAGCAGAGCUAGGCUCGAGGUGUGAGUACUAAGCUACUUUAUUAUAUAAAAAUCAGGACAAAAGAAAAACAUGGCUCCUCUCUCUCUCUUCUUCCUCGGAGAGAAGGGAAAACAAAAAUACAAUGGAACGGAACAGUGUAAAAAUAACUUCUGCUCCCAUGACUUCCAACAGAGUUGGAAUGUAAAUACAGACAUGUGAUGAAGCAAUCCCACAUAUCUGCAGAGCGGGGGAAUGAAAUGUCAACAGGACCCCCCCCCCCAUUUUUCACAUUAUUUCAUAAGAAAAAAUCUCGUCUUAUACAUGGAAAAAUGCGGUACACUCUUUCAGUGAAAGUAUUAUAAUUACUGAAUAUCUGAUGAUGAGUGGAACCUAAAACUGAAAAUUUCCCUCUGCAGAUACAAAGAAGCCAUUGGCUGGCAAGUUCCAAAGAAAGCAAGAAGUUACUCCAAUGCCUGCCAGUUGUCCCACUAUUGCUGUUAUGGAUGUUGCUGAAAACAUGCGAGCAAAGAUUUAUUGUGUAAUAUGUAAAUUAGGUAAAGGCCAUGAACUUAUUUCCUGCAUUUUACAUAUACUUUAAUUUUUAAGAAGGUGGAUAUAAAACAGUAAAAUAAUUUAUGUUAUUUAACCAAAGACAGCGUGCAUAAACAGAAGAAUGAAUAAUCAGAGUUACACACAAGUUUGGCAAGUUCAUCUGCGUCUGCAACUGCAGAACUAGGAAAAGAAAAUCCUGUAUCUCCUUGUCAACCAGCUAUUAUGGCUAUCUAAGCCAGGAGCUUACAAUAUUCUUGGCAGGAUCACAUAGUUUUGCUAAUGUGCCCACUUUGAAAUUGCCUUGUGACAGUGUAAAUCUCAAUACAGAAAUAAGAUUUCUCUAAAAGUAAUUAUUAAUGCUUUACUUUAGGCUUUGAAAAUUUGCCCGGCCUCUCUGCCAAGGAUUUUGUUACACUUGCUAUCAUACGUAGAUAUCUUGACUUCAAGGUAAGCAUUGUUUAAUAUGUGAUUUGUUAUUUAUGGUCUUGUUUGUUAGAGCUAGUAUAAUUAAGAAUCUGAAGCACUACAUAUGUACUCCUUUGCAGCCACAAUGCAAGACACAUUGUUAGAAUUUAAAAUGCCAGACUUUUGCCUGUGAUUACACUUGGCUUCCUCUUUAAACUUAAUGAAUAAAAAUAGAUACUUGAACAGAGAGUCAAAAGUGGCUCUUUCUGGGUCUUUGCCCGAAAAGAGUUAGCUGUCCUUGGUAUUGAUAACUUUCUAAAAGUGCCACUUUUGUUAAUAAAGGUAGGUGAAAUCUGGAGUGAGAUAUAUGCAGAACUUAAAAAAGAAAACAUCAAACCCGUAACUCCUGACCAUGAAGCACUGCAGGUUAUUAUGGAAGCAUUUGAAAACGUUGGAAAGAUGGUUAUCUCUCUCCAGACUGAAAUGCUGGAAAGCCAACAAUACCAGGAACUUCGAGAAGAAGAAAAAAGUUAUGCCAAGGUAAGCAAAGAAGCAGCAUGUGAGAGGGAACCAUUUUUUAAAAGAAAUAAACUCCCUUUCUCAUAACACAUAUUUAUAAGAAGCGCUUUUUCUUUAAAAACUAAGAAGUUAUUGUCUCUCCUACAGAGUCUAUACUCGGAAUACCAUCUCCACUUUGGGGGAGGGGGCUAAUUGCAAACAAACUGUAGGGUGUAGUGAUAUUGGUGCCUACAGUGCAACCAGAGCUCUGCUCUGAACUACUUCCAUAACAGAACUGUGCCACUAAAGACACUUUUGAAGAAUGAGAGGUUUUAAUUUCCUCCUUAAUCUCUUUCAUGCUCUAGAUUCAAUCCCUCCAUAAGCAAAAGGAAAUGGUCAGUAAGUCCUGGGAAAGUUUCCUGGCCCGGACAUCAAAUUAUGAGACUUUAAAGGUAAGGAUAUUGUGAAUACUGCCAUUGGGAUGAUUUUAGCUCCAGUUAAUAUUUAUUUUAAGCUAUUAAAUAGAUAUUUAUUGUGGAUCCUCUUUUCUAUUUUGUAUAAUUUAUAUUUUCAUGAUAAAUAGAUUAAACUUGAAAAUUAAGAAUAGGAAGGCUUGUACAAGCAGGAGAUGUGCCAAACUGAUGUCUUAAAUAUGUUCAAAGUAAUUCCUUCAGUUUCUCUUUGAACAGUGUGAGGUUGUUCAGUCACUUGUAAGGAAGGGGCAUUUAUGUACAAUGUACGGUACUUGUUUGUAUACUUAGUUAAUUGCUAGUUCUUCAUAUUACUUUUACUCAGGGUGGAUUGCAUCACCAUACUUGGAAAGAUACACAGUCUGAAACACCCCUAUUUGUAUAGUAAGCCUAUUAAUGUGUUAAUGCUAAAAAUUCAAAAGACAGUAAAAAGAGAUAUUUGACUUUGCCAUGUCAUUUAUCCCUCACCCCUUUUUGAAUUUUUUAUAGAAAGCGAAAAGGAUUCAGGAAAAAUCCAUAGAAAAUUCUAGAACAAAGGUAAAACCUUACAAUGCAACAUUCCAUCCAACUGACAUUAAAGGCCUAAAUACAACUGUAAGUGGAUCCUUACAAAUCUUAAAUAUGAAUUUCAAAAAAUAUAAAAUGUUACACAAGUAUUAUCUAAGGUUGAAAAUUCUAAGAAUGCAUAAUGUUUGUUUGUUUUCUUUACAGCAGAGCAAGUAUUCCACUAUAUUUGAUAUGAGUCGGGGUGGGGAAGUAGGCUGUAUGCAAGAUCCUUCUAACCCCUGGAUCCAGAAAGUGUUAAAAAUAUAAGCCAGGCUAUCUUCCUGUGUUGAGGUGACAGCCUGAGUGAUGGGCCUUUAAGGAAAACAAAAGAAAGGGGCUCUGUGUGAGACAGCAAAUGGGUGGGUGGGGACCCUCCCUCAAUUCAUAGAUAGUUAUAAGGUCAAAACCUGAAUUUAGAGUUGAAUUGCACUGAUGUGACCUAGAAGUAAAGCAGCAAUCUGGAAAGGGGGUCAGAGAAAUGUUUGAGAGCAACAUUCAAUUUCUGUUGACUCCAAGGCUGUGUGGCUAUGGGGGAAGCAAGGCGCUUUGGUGGUGUUGAUGCUGUGAACCCCUCCAUCGUAGGCUCAGGUUGUAUAUAUGUGUAAGUAAACCGUUUUUCAUAAAGACACCACAGUCUCUGCUGUGCCUCAUUCCCAAAGGAGAAACAAACCCUGGGUAAGCAACUGGAACCCCUGAAAUCUCACACCGCUCGGAGAUUGGGAGUGGCGUGCAAUAAUAUUCAUCCUUCAUAUUGAAACACUUUUUCAAACAAAACAUCAGUUCACCACCAUAGUUAAUCUAUGGCUCUAUCAUGCUGAUGGAGAUGUAAGUGUAAGCUCUGUGGUAUAAAGCAGCCUCUUCAAUAAUUUAUGUGUUAGAGGAAAGAGCAUCUAAAAUAUUUUUAUUUGUUAGAGAUCAGCAGUAAUAAGGGGUUAAGGAAGAAGUAUGACAGAAAGCAUAGAUAGCAGAAAUAAGAUUUGAAUUUAUGAUCAAUCUCCUUCACACACACACACACACACACACACACACUUCAAACCUAAGGCAUGAGCUUCUGGUGUAUGUUUCAGAAUGCAUUCUUGAAAAAUCAUAAAAGCAUGAAUGAGAAAAGUCAAUUACAAGUCAACUAAUAGCUUUUACAUUUCCUUUCAAAAUAUGCUUUAAAAGAAGAGAAUUUCAGAAUGUCUCCUUUCCAAGGAAUUGUUGUAAAACAGAACUCUUGUUUCAUUUUGUCAGAAUACUGAGCAGUGUGUUUUGUUUUUCCAGGUUGCAUCUGGUCGCUUAGUAACUGUUGAAAGUACACCUGCUGAAUUGACUGGAGGGCCACUAGCUGAUACAGAUCUUGCAGUCAAAAAGCUCUCCAUUCGUGGUGGAGCCUUAAAGAGGAUCAAAACAGUUAAAGUUGUGGAUCCAUUCAAGAAAGAUUCAGUAUCUGUAAAAUAAACCUUGUCUAGAGCUGUUCUAGGCAGCUCCCUGUUUUUUGUUGUUGUUAAUUUAUAUACAAAUUUUAAUCACAUAUUUGUAUCACACUGGUUAAGUGCACAGUUAUUUUUAGAUAUAUAUUGCUUUAGAAAUAAUGUGGAGAUCAUGAUGCUAACAAAUAAAUUCAGUAUGUUACA
Messenger RNA from Podarcis lilfordi (Lilford's wall lizard), 26601 nucleotides. NCBI's taxonomy places the organism in Eukaryota, Metazoa, Chordata, Lepidosauria, Squamata, Lacertidae. The record is from the annotation of a GenBank genome assembly.